Lodderomyces orthopsilosis Co 90-125 is the source of this 486-nucleotide messenger RNA. RefSeq lists its product as uncharacterized. Bases 1 to 486 code for a protein of 161 amino acids. The record is from RefSeq and is a predicted model, not a curated record. The transcript has a single exon. Lineage: Eukaryota; Fungi; Ascomycota; Pichiomycetes; Serinales; Debaryomycetaceae.
AUGGAACCUCUCAUUGUGUCAGUUGAAAGUUUCAAUUGCCCUCUACCGAGUACGAAUUUCUUUGAGGGGAUCAACACACAGGGAAUAAUGUUUAGAACAAGCGCCAGAAUUAAACCAUUUGUGUAUACAGUGAGCCGUGUCAAUAGGAGGGCUUUCACCAGUACCGUACCUAGGCUAUUUUUCGACAAAGCGCCCUCACCAGAACAACAAGAGCAAGCAUUUAACAAAGUAAAGAAGAUUUUAUCAGAGAACCCAGAGUUGAUGCAAUUAACCGUUGAAUUUAAGGAAUUAUUGAGCAAAAAGGGACUUUUGUCCUCGGGGAAACCAUCCAUUUCUCAAAUGAUGAAACUUUUGGCUGAUAAGGAAGUGAGAGAACAUGGUGCUAAGUUGAAAAAUUUCUUGGACUCUAAAGAAACAGGGUUGACUCAAGAGGAGUUGGCUACGUUAACCGGUGCCUACAUGUUCCAAAACAAAGAUCUUAAAUAG